AUGCCGGAGGAAGCGAUCAAAAAUGAAGGUGAAAUUGAAAACGUUCGAGUCGUCGUACGGGUCCGGCCAAUGGACAAAAAUGAGCUCGAUUCUAACUGCCAGAACGUGAUCAAGGUGGACAAAUCGAAUCGAAGCAUCACGGUCGUAAAGCCAACUGCAAACUCCAGCGAACCACCCAAGGUGUACUACUUUGAUAACGUUUUCGGCGAAGAUUCGACACAGAUCGAUCUCUACGUUGACACCGCCCGUCCGAUCGUGGAUAAGGUGCUGGAAGGAUACAAUGGCACCAUAUUGGCGUACGGACAGACCGGUACCGGCAAAACGUACACGAUGUCGGGCAAUGCCGAAUCCCCCCAAACGAAAGGCAUCAUCCCGAACACGUUCGCGCACAUCUUCGGACAUAUUGCGCGCGGCAAGGAGAACCAAAAGUUUCUCGUGCGCGUCAGCUACAUGGAGAUCUACAAUGAGGAGGUGCGCGAUCUGCUCGGGAAGGAACUGAACAAGAGCCUGGAGGUGAAGGAGCGUGCCGAUAUCGGUGUGUUUGUGAAGGAUCUAAGCGGGUACGUCGUGCACAAUGCGGACGAUCUGGACAACAUCAUGAAGCUGGGCAACAAGAACCGUGUCGUCGGGGCGACGAAGAUGAACUCGGAAUCAUCACGCUCGCACGCAAUCUUCUCGAUAACGAUCGAAUCGAGCGAGACGGAUGAAGCCGGCCGACAGUAUGUGCGCAUGGGCAAGUUGCAGUUGGUCGAUCUGGCCGGUUCGGAACGGCAGAGUAAGACUCAGUCGUCGGGUUUGCGGCUGAAGGAGGCGACCAAGAUCAAUCUCUCGCUGUCCGUGCUGGGAAACGUGAUUAGUGCGCUUGUUGAUGGUAAAAGCACUCAUAUUCCGUACCGUAACUCGAAGCUGACGCGACUGCUGCAGGAUUCGCUCGGUGGCAACAGCAAGACGGUAAUGUGCGCCAGCAUAAGCCCGGCCGAUUCGAACUAUGUUGAGACAAUCUCGACGCUGCGGUACGCAUGCCGAGCGAAGAGCAUCCAGAACCUGGCCCACAUUAACGAGGAACCGAAGGAUGCCCUGCUGCGCCACUUCCAGGAGGAAAUCGAGGAACUGAAGCGUCAGCUAGAGGAAGGCAUCUUUCAACAGGGAAUUGAAAGUGGCGAGGAGGAGGAGGAAGAUGAUGGUGAAGGUGAGGAAGAGAAUGAAGAGGACGCUGUAGAGGAAGAGUGCGAUCCGGACGAAGAUCGCGAGCGGGAACGUUUGGAGCGCAAGGAAAAGCGUCGCAAGGAGAAGGCGCGCGAGCGUAAGGAAAAGAGUGACGCCGAGAAGGAGCUGCUGGAGAAGAAAGCAAUGGAGAAUCAGCAGGAACUGAAGAAAGCAAAAUCGGAGCAAGAUCAACUGCGAGCGAAACUCUCAUCUCUGGAGAACAAAAUUCUCGUUGGUGGCGAAAACCUGCUAGAAAAAGCGAAGGAGCAGGAGUUUUUGUUGGAAAAUUCGAUCACCGAACUCGAACAGCGCACCAAAACGGAGCGCGAAUUGAAGGAAAACUUGCAGAAAAUCGAGGCCGAACGCAUCGACAUUGAGGAACGGUACAGCUCACUGCAGGAAGAAUGUGUGGGCAAAACCAAGAAAUUGCAGCGCGUUAUGUCCAUGCUGAUGAGCAUUAAAUCGGAGCUGGCCGAUCAGCAGCAGGAACAGCAGCGGGAAAAGGAAGGCAUUUACGAGAACAUUCGUAGUUUAUCGCGCGAACUGGCGCUUUGCGAGUUGGUAAUUAACUCGUACAUUCCAAAAGAGUAUCAGAACAUGAUCGAGAAAUUCACCCACUGGAAUGAGGAUAUUGGCGAGUGGCAGCUAAAGUGUGUUGCGUACACUGGCAAUAACAUGCGCAAAAACAUCCCGGAACCAAAGGUCAAUACCAAAGAGACGGAUCUGGUAGAUCUGUCGCACGUGUAUCUUAGCUACAAUACGGAUUCGGUGGCUGAACCAAUACGCGCAAAAACGGCAAGACCACGCACAUCCGGCAUUGCCCGACCGACGACGGCCAGAAAGUACUAUUAG
Messenger RNA from Anopheles marshallii, 2058 nucleotides. It is a transcript of the gene Klp64D, whose product is annotated as kinesin-like protein KIF3A. Gene Ontology annotation, biological process: microtubule-based movement. The record is from RefSeq and is a predicted model, not a curated record. NCBI's taxonomy places the organism in Eukaryota, Metazoa, Arthropoda, Insecta, Diptera, Culicidae. The transcript is spliced from 5 exons. Bases 1 to 2058 code for a protein of 685 amino acids. Gene Ontology annotation, molecular function: microtubule motor activity; microtubule binding; ATP binding.